This is a messenger RNA of Dendronephthya gigantea, 628 nucleotides long. RefSeq lists its product as uncharacterized. Gene Ontology annotation, molecular function: A2-type glycerophospholipase activity. The transcript has 4 exons. The coding region runs from base 74 to 559 and encodes 161 amino acids. Lineage: Eukaryota; Metazoa; Cnidaria; Anthozoa; Malacalcyonacea; Nephtheidae. Gene Ontology annotation, biological process: arachidonate secretion; phospholipid metabolic process. The record is from RefSeq and is a predicted model, not a curated record.
GAGAAUAUAAUCAUUUAUACCUUAUUGCGAAGACGUCCAGUUCAUACAACUUGCUGAUAUAUUCGAGCGAAAGAUGAUUGUCACUCGAUGUUGGAGCCUUAUAUUCUUACUGGUAACAUUGUUUGCCUCAUGUGUUCACGUGAGCAUCGCGAAGAAAAUGCGUCAGCGAAAACGGGAUUCAUGUGUUUACGAACAACACGUAAAUCAAUGCAGUACCCCAACAGACUAUGUACCGUACCGUGAUACAUUUGCUACAGCUUGUGAUGAACACGAUGUUUGCUAUUUCUGUGAGACAAGAUAUAGCAUCACAAGGAAUCAAUGUGACGCCGAGUUUCGUAGAAAAAUGUACGAGAUUUGCGAUGGAAAUAAACGCAAAAGAUUUCUCUGGAGCGCACUUGGAAACCUUUUGACCGGAAACGUUUGCAAGGCUGCUGCAGAUGUUUACUUUGAUGCUGUUGAUAAUUUUGCACAUGAUCACUAUGAAAAUCCAUCACCCAGUUGGUGUGAGAAAUCCUGUGUACAAGCUCGACUGUCAAAGUACUUUAGUAUAGUUGUUUAAUGUAAUGUUUGAGAGAAUUGAUGAAAUAUAAAAGGUGAAGCAUUACAAUUGAAAUUGAAAGCUUUUUUU